This is a messenger RNA of Nerophis lumbriciformis (worm pipefish), 1248 nucleotides long. The record is from RefSeq and is a predicted model, not a curated record. NCBI's taxonomy places the organism in Eukaryota, Metazoa, Chordata, Actinopteri, Syngnathiformes, Syngnathidae.
AUGGCCAGCAACUUCUCCAGGGUUUUGUCCUCCAAACGCAACAUUGGAAUCCUCUCGGUGGUCGGCGGCUCUCUGACGGCCGGAUUUUUGCUGCACCGGCAGCACGUCAGCGCUGGAACAUCGGGGCGCAAGCUGUACCCCGCCAGUGCGGAGUACCCCGACCUGCGCAAACACAACAACUGCAUGGCCAGCCACCUGACGCCCGCUAUCUAUGCCAAGUUGUGCGACAAGGUCACGCCCAGCGGGUACACACUGGACCAGGCCAUCCAGACAGGCGUGGACAACCCUGGGCACCCUUUCAUCAAGACGGUCGGCAUGGUGGCCGGAGAUGAGGAGUCUUACGAGGUGUUUGCGGAUCUGCUUGACCCCGUCAUCAAAGAGAGGCACAACGGCUACGAUCCCCAAACCAUGAAACACCCCACCGAUCUUGACGCUAGCAAGCUCCAGUCUGGUCUAUUCGACGAGCGCUACGUGCUUUCGUCCCGGGUUAGGACAGGCCGCAGCAUCCGUGGGCUGAGCUUGCCCCCCGCCUGCACCCGGGCAGAACGCAGGGAAGUGGAGCGUGUGGUAGUGGAUGCCCUCGCUGGUCUCAAGGGCGAUCUGACCGGGAGGUACUACAGCUUGACCCAGAUGACAGAUCAGGAGCAACAGCAACUCAUCGAUGACCAUUUCCUGUUUGACAAGCCGGUGUCCCCGUUGCUGACAUGCGCAGGAAUGGCCCGUGACUGGCCCGACGCGCGAGGUAUUUGGCACAACAACGACAAGACCUUCCUGAUUUGGAUCAAUGAGGAGGAUCACACAAGGGUCAUCUCCAUGGAGAAGGGAGGCAACAUGAAGAGAGUGUUUGAAAGGUUCUGCAAAGGCCUCAAGGAGGUGGAGCGCCUGAUCCAAGAGCGAGGCUGGGAGUUCAUGUGGAAUGAGCGUCUGGGUUACAUCCUCACUUGCCCCUCAAACCUGGGCACCGGACUGCGGGCGGGCGUCCACGUCAAAUUGCCCCUACUAAGCAAGGACCCUCGCUUCAGUAAGAUCCUGGACAAUCUGCGCCUGCAGAAGAGAGGGACAGGCGGCGUAGAUACCGCUGCUGUGGGUGGAACGUUUGACAUAUCCAAUUUGGACCGCCUGGGACAGUCUGAGGUCCAGUUGGUUCAGACGGUAGUGGACGGCGUCAACUACCUGGUAGAGUGUGAGAAAAGACUAGAGAAAGGCCAGGACAUCAAGGUGCCCGCGCCCAUCAAGCAGUUCAAGUAG